AUGCUCAAAAAAUAUCUCUCAUCAUAUUAUUCUAACGAAUAAAUAAGAUCUAAAAAAAUCAAUUUGAAAACAAAAUUAGAUUUUUAAGGAUUCACUAAAGCAAGUAUUAUUAUUAAAGUACCUUAGAAUUCAUUAAUUAAGAUUUAACUUAAAGAACUAUUGAUUAUACUUCUCCCAAAAUUUAACUAAAUUUAGGGUCCAUUGAAAAUCAGCAUCCCAAAAUUAUUAAGCCUUAAACUAAGCAAACAAAUCUAAGUCUCUAUGCACAAUAAAUAUUGUCCAGUAAUUAAGUAAAUUCAUCUUAGAGAAUAAUAAUCAAUCAUCAAUGGACAAUACUCCUAAGAAAGGAUUAGAUUUACUCAUAACUAAAAGAGAUGAAGCAUAUAAAUAUAGAUCUGUUUCAUAAACUCAAAGAAAUCUAUUAAUCAAACGAUAAUGUAGUGAAGAAAAAUGUAAAUCAAGUGAAAGAAUCAAAGUUAUAGAUGUAUUUAAUUAAAGUCCUAAACAUAAUAAAUAACCUAAUUCCUAUUAAACAUACAUAACAAGCAAAGAAAUAUUAAAAGUUAAACUUAAAUAGUAGCAAUAACAUUUAUAAAACAAAUAAUCUAAAAUCUCCAUUCAUAUUGUAAUAUUUACACUCUAUUCUAGAAUAAUGCAUAGCAAUAAUAAAGUAUCAAAUAACCAAUCUCUAGUAGACUCAAUGAGUCAAGAGACAUAUUGUCACAAAUGAGAAGAAACUCAAUAAACACAUAAAAGUUGAAUAACAAUCCAGAUCGAGAAGGGGUCACUACACAAAAGAAAAAAUAUUUCUUUAAUUCUCCACAAAACAAUGAUUCUAUGGGGUUUGAACAUGAUAGUAAAAGUAACAUUUAAGUGGCUCGGAAUCUAAAAAUUGAACUUGAAAAAGUUGAAAAUGAAAACAUUCUCGAAUUAUUGUUACUCUCAACACAAGAACUAAAUAAUAAAUUUAAGAAGAGUCAACUCAUAAGAAAUGAAUCUGAAGAAAAAAUUCCCAUAAAAAUUAGAGUUAGAGCUGGCAAUAAAUUUCCUAAAGACUUUUUUUAAUGA
Paramecium primaurelia is the source of this 1068-nucleotide messenger RNA. The record is from the annotation of a GenBank genome assembly. NCBI's taxonomy places the organism in Eukaryota, Ciliophora, Oligohymenophorea, Peniculida, Parameciidae.